GAAACUUCUUUUUGGUAUGAUAAUUGGUCACAAAUGGGGAGGCUUAUUGAUUACACGGGUCAGAGAGGAUGUAUUGAUAUGGGGAUAACAAUUCAGUCCUCACUAGCAGAGGUGAUUGCAACACAUAAAAGAAGAAGGCACAGAGUUGAAAAUCUCAACAAAAUAGAGGCAGAGAUUGAUGCAAUUAAAACAAAGGGGCUGACACACGAAAGAGAUGUAGUGCUAUGGAAAGGCAAAGGAGAUCGAUACAAGACCAAAUUCAGUACUAAUGAGACAUGGGACGCAAUUCGGGAAGCUAGGCCAUGUAUGGAAUGGUGCGAGGGUAUUUGGUUCCUCCAUGCCACACCCAAACACUCUUUCAUAUCAUGGCUUGCAAUAAAGAAUCGCUUAGCAACUGGAGACAGAAUGCUAACUUGGCAAAAUGGAGUAGACCCGUCUUGUGUUUUCUGCACUCAACAAAUUGAAGACAGAGACCACCUCUUCUUUAAGUGUUGCUAUGCUGAAGAAAUCUGGUCUGGUUUGAGCCGUAAGAUACUUGGACAGAAAUUCACCACAUCGUGGAGUGAUGUUCUCAGGAUCCUCACAGACAAGUCGUUGCGCAGAGUUGACCUAUUCCUGGUACGGUACACUUUUCAGCUAGCCAUAUACUCAAUAUGGAGAGAAAGGAACAGUCGGAGGCAUGGAGAAACACCAAUACCACCACUACAGCUGCUUCAAACUCUUGACAAACAAGUUCGGAACAGGAUCUCCUCGAUUCGAAAACAAGGAGAUAGGAGG
Messenger RNA from Arabidopsis lyrata subsp. lyrata, 777 nucleotides. RefSeq lists its product as uncharacterized. The transcript has a single exon. Lineage: Eukaryota; Viridiplantae; Streptophyta; Magnoliopsida; Brassicales; Brassicaceae. The record is from RefSeq and is a predicted model, not a curated record. The annotation marks the transcript as partial.